AUGGACCAGAUGAGAAUGCAGAUCUUACAGUCUGUGCUUACAGUCCCAGCAGCUCUUAACACCUCGGCUGCUACCAUGACAAGUCAGGAUUCCCAAAUCAACCAGGUAGAGGUGGAGGGAAAGUGGAAUACGUGUGAACAGGGCUUAGAGGGGUACUUCGCGAGUUCAGAUAGCAGUGAGCCCUUGGGGGCUUUGGUGGCAGCUAGCCCAGCUUUGUCCUUGAUAUUGGGGGCGCUUUCUGAGUCUUUCUGGAAAGAGCUGGAACACUUCUUGGCCACGGAGGGGCCAGCUGUGGCCACCACACAGGCCUGGUUGCUGGUGGCUGAGGCGGCCGUGGCUCUGGGGGGUCACAGCCCUGGACGGGCAUUGGGGGCUGAGUGCUGCUGUGGCGUUAGCCCAGACUCGCCUCUGGGCUUCAGGGCCCUUCCGGGUACCCUCAGUUGCCUCUCGGGGACCCAGAGACUCAAGGACAGAGGAGAAGGGUCCAGGAGCCAGAAGGAAUUACACCUGCGGGUCACCUGGGACCCUGGAAACAUGCGGCCAGCCAGCCAGUGGUAUAUCCGCACCAUGUACCUGGGGAUUCAGAGCCAGCGGCAGAAGGAACACCAGCGACGCUUCUACUGGGCUAUGAUGUAUGAAUAUGCAGACGUCAACAUGUUGCGCCUCCUUGAGACCUUCCUGGAGAGCGCCCCCCAACUGGUGCUACAGCUCUGCAUAAUGAUCCAGAAGAACAGCGCCGAGACGCUGCCCUGUGUCUCCUCUGUGACUUCCCUGAUGUCCCUGGCUUGGGUGCUAGCCUCCUAUCACAAGCUGCUGCGGGACUCCAGGGACGACAAGAAGAGUAUGAGCUACAGAGGGGCCCUCAUCCACCUCUUCUGGCGCCUCUUCACCAUCUCAUCCAGAGUUAUCUCUUUUGCCCUCUUUGCUUCCAUAUUCCAGCUCUACUUCGGGAUCUUCGUGGUGGUUCACUGGUGCGCCAUGGCCUUCUGGAUCAUCCAUGGCGGAACAGACUUCUGUAUGUCCAAGUGGGAGGAGAUCCUCUUCAACAUGGUGGUAGGGAUCGUGUACAUUUUCUGCUGGUUUAACGUCAAGGAAGGGCGGACUCGAUAUCGAAUGUUUGCAUAUUAUACGAUAGUCUUGACCGAGAAUGCUGCCUUGACGUUCCUUUGGUAUUUUUACAGAAACCCGGAGACCACUGACUCCUAUGCGGUGCCAGCACUGUGUUGUGUCUUUAUUAGCUUUGUGGCUGGGAUCGCAUUGAUUCUCCUGUCCUUGCCCCUAAUUAAUCAGCGCCUUCUAGGAGCCAAAGUCUGGCUGUUUGAAACUCAAAUGGCUGGAGAAGCUACUUGA
Molecule: messenger RNA, 1350 nt
Organism: Puma concolor (puma)
Lineage: Eukaryota; Metazoa; Chordata; Mammalia; Carnivora; Felidae
Source: RefSeq, a predicted model, not a curated record